Molecule: messenger RNA, 1764 nt
Organism: Camponotus floridanus (Florida carpenter ant)
Lineage: Eukaryota; Metazoa; Arthropoda; Insecta; Hymenoptera; Formicidae
Product: protein I'm not dead yet-like
Exons: 9
Coding region: 1-1764 (587 amino acids)
Biological process (GO): monoatomic anion transmembrane transport; citrate transport
Cellular component (GO): membrane
Molecular function (GO): citrate transmembrane transporter activity; succinate transmembrane transporter activity
Source: RefSeq, a predicted model, not a curated record
AUGGUCGAAAAGAGGGAUAAUGAAAAUGAAGAGCCAAUGGAAAGGAUUGAAAGAGAAGAAGAACUUUUCGACUAUCUGAGAAAACUACUAAGCUACUUGAGAGAUACGGGACGUUUUCUCAAGAUCUAUUGGAAGAUAGUUUUCGCACUCUUCUGGGCGCUCUUUCUUUUACCUUUCCUUUUAAUUUAUGACUGUUCGGAAGUCAGAUGUGCAUAUGUGGUGUUGCUGAUGGGCGGCUACUGGGUGACUGAUUGCUUCCCUACGGCAAUAACAUCGCUAAUUCCAAUAGUGAUGUUUCCGGCAUUAGGUAUACUCAGUACAGCGGAUACGUGCGCUUGUUAUAUGAACGAUACUAUAAUGGUAUUCAUCGGCGGUUUGAUCCUCGCCAUCGCUAUCGAACAUAGUAAUUUGCAUCUCAGAAUUGCUCUCGGGGUUAUGAAAAUGGUUGGCUGUAGCCACGCGAAACUACUCGGUGGUCUCUGCAUUGUUACAACUUUUAUAUCCAUGUGGGUGUCAAAUACUGCAGCCACCGCUAUGAUGGUGCCUAUCAUAUUCGCCGUCCUACGCGAAUUAGAACAGGCUGGAGUGGGUAGAGUGUUCAGAUCGAAAAUAAUAGAUCCUGAAAAACCGGAUAUUCCACCCGAGAUAAGACCGACGAAAAUAACAAAGGCGUACUUGUUAGCUGCGGCUUAUUGCUCGACGUUCGGUGGAACAGGAACAUUGGUGGGGACUGGCACAAAUCUGACUUUUAAAGGAAUCUACGAGAGCACAUUUCCCGAAGCCGAGGGAAUUAAUUUCACUGAUUGGAUGAUCGCGUCUUUUCCUCAGAUGAUCGUCAAUUCCUUCCUCACUUGGAUAUACGUGCGAAUCGCUUUUCUGGGAUAUCUGAGGCCGCACAGUAAAGACGCUGAAAUGGCUACAAUUGGACAUGAAGGAGAAGUCGUUACUAAUCAAGUUAUGCAAGAAAGAUAUAAAAAUUUGGGAUCCAUAACUUUUCACGAGUAUGGAGUCGCCACAUUAUUCUUGACAUGCGUAUUUCUUUGGAUAUUCCGCAAACCCGGUUUCAUAGUCGGAUGGUCCGAAUUAGUCACUGAUAUAGACCUCAAAGAUUCAGUACCGGUGAUAUUCGUUUCUAUCCUGAUGUUCUUCAUUCCGAAAGACCCCAGCUUCAUUUACAGUUAUAGUCAAGAUCCCGCUAAAAGGCCAAAAAGAUCGUCGGAAGGUUUAAUGACGUGGAAAGUAAUCGAGACCAAGAUGCCGUGGAGUCUAAUGUUUUUAUUGGGCGGUGGUUUCGCAAUCUCGCGUGGAAGUGUUGCGUCCUGUAUGGCAAAACGAAUCGGCGAAGCUCUGCUACCGCUUCGCUACUUACCACCCAUCGUAAUACUUGCCUUGGUAUGCUUCUUUGAAGGUAUCAUAACGGAAUUCACCUCGAACGUGGGUAUCGCGAAUAUCACUCUACCAGUGAUAGCUCAAAUGUGCGUAGCGAUGGAGAUCCAUCCCAUGUAUUUGAUGAUACCAGCUACGUUGAUGUGCUCAUUCUCAUUCCGUCUGCCGGUUGGAACACCACCGAAUGCAAUCAUAACCAUCGCCGGACAUAUCCCAACUAAUUGGUUAAUCGCCGGAGGCUGCGCGCCUGCAAUCUACAGUUUGAUAGUAGAAGUUAUCUUGUUCCCAACGUGGGGUGUUUUCAUUUAUGGAAUUCAGGAUUUUCCUAAUUGGGCCAGACAUGCUGAAACAGGAAAUAAUAUGAAUACAACCUGUUAA